AUGACGCCCAACACAGCACCCCAGAUUCUGCUCACCGGCGCCACCGGCUUCGUCGGCGGCACGAUCCUCACCCACCUGCUCAGCUCAUCUUCACCGGCACUCAAUCAAACGGUCAUCACGUGUCUCGUCCGCGGCGCCGACCGCGCCGCCGUCCUGUCAUCUAAAUACGGCAAUCGCGUCCGCCCGGUCAUAUACAAGGACUUAGACGACCUCGAGGCGACGACCGCCGCAGCCGCGCAGAGCGACAUCGUCAUCAACACGACGCUGGGUUACCACGUCGCCUCAGGCCAGGCGCUGCUGCGAGGGCUAGCGCAGCGCAAGGCGUCAACGGGGGGACGAGACGUGUGGAUGAUCCACACCUCGGGGACGUCGAACGUGGCCGAUCAGCCGAUAACCAAGGCGUGGGUGGAGAAGGACCCCGAGCGCGAGUUCGACGACGCGCGCGACGACAUCUACGGCUACGAGAAGGAGCGCGAGGCGCUGCGCCCGUACGCCCAGCGCACUGCCGAGCUGGCCGUCGUGGACACCGGGCUGGACCUCGGUGUGAAGACGCUGGUCAUCAUGAGCCCGACCAUCUACGGCAUCGGCACCGGUCUGUUUAACAAGACAAGCGUCCAGGUUCCGGCGUAUAUUCUGAGCGUGCUCGACCAUGGACGCUCUGUGGUGGUCGAGGGGGGUAAGGGGGUCUGGGACCAUGUGCAUGUUGAAGACCUAGCCGAGCUGUACGAGGUCGCAGUCGUUGACAUCUUGGACCACGGCGGGGCAAGCUUGCCGUCUGGGAAGAAGGGGAUCAUCUUCAGUGGCAACGGCAGACACUCGUGGAUGGAGGCAGCGCAAGGAGCGGCAGACGCGUGCUACGAGGAAGGAAAGCUUGCAGAUAAGCGGGUGCAGAGCAUCGGGCUGGCGGAGGGAGCAUCGAUUCUCAACUUCGGAAAAGAGAUGCUGGAGCUGGGACUGUCGAGCAACUCACGCACUGUUUCGAGCGUCGGCCGGCAGCUGGGCUGGAAGCCAACUCGAGGUGAGGAGGCGUGGAUCCAGGGAUUCCGGGACGACUUGAAGGCGGUGCUGGCCAAGAGGAAGUAG
Anthostomella pinea is the source of this 1083-nucleotide messenger RNA. NCBI's taxonomy places the organism in Eukaryota, Fungi, Ascomycota, Sordariomycetes, Xylariales, Xylariaceae. The record is from the annotation of a GenBank genome assembly.